Klebsormidium nitens is the source of this 1902-nucleotide messenger RNA. The record is from the annotation of a GenBank genome assembly. NCBI's taxonomy places the organism in Eukaryota, Viridiplantae, Streptophyta, Klebsormidiophyceae, Klebsormidiales, Klebsormidiaceae.
AUGCCAGAAGUCAAAAGUGCGAUACAUGGCGUCAUCGUGAUCGCUACGCUCGAGGAGUACGCAAGCAGGAGGGAUGGCGCUGCAGCACGAAAGCUUUCAGAAUUGGAGGAGUGCAGGAAGGAGAGCGGACCGAUCGGGCUGCGCAACAAGCUGAUCAAGAUCUGGGAUUCGAUGACAGAGAAAGACAACAACGAGUUUCUCCCAGAUGAAGAACCUUGCAAGAUGCACAUGCAGCUCCGGUCUGCAGUGCUCGAGUAUCUUUUCGGACGCUUGAGGACACAGGAAAUGCAGGCUCUUCUCCUGCUGACGCAGCUCAACGUGCUGGCCAACCAAUGGGACGCGCAGGGAGUGAGAGUUCUGCUGGAUCAGAUCGAACGGGACACAUUGAGAGCGCACCCGGGGUUGGAAACCGAAGAUGCAGUGGAGGUUCUGGAUGUAUGCCAAGAGGCUUCUUGCAAGAAGCACGCGAAGCGGAACGCCAAGAUUGACGAACGGAACGAGCUGGUGGUCAGGACGAAGCGAAUUUUAUCUGUCAUGGAGAAGGAUGUCCAACGGCUCAAACCCAAAAACGAGGAUGUAGAAGACUGCUUCGGCCAAUUGGUGGACGUGCUCCACAAAGCCCACAAACCGACGCCCAGAGUGACUUCCGGAGAUGAAGAGUCGACGAAACUGUUGCUUCUGGUGCUGCUCCAAUGGAUGCGCGCGCGCUCACCGAAGGAUGCCCGGGUGCGUGAGCUGGUGCGCGAGCUGCAGAUGGCGGGGACGCGCGCGCUCCGCGAGCCUCUGGAGAUGGCGCUGAACUUUCUGAACAAGCGGGCGGACGUCUACGGGGACGCGAACGCUCGGUCGAUGGUGGACGAGUUCGAGCGCACUUGCGACGCUGAUGCUCUGCACGAGCGCGUCCUGCGCGCGAGCGAGACGGGGACAGGCCACCGCGACUACCGCGCGGCGCGCGAGUUCCUGAUGCGCGCGCACGCGGCCGCGAUGGAGGGGCACUCCGCCUACGACAAGCUGGUGCGCGCGUUUCUCGAGCACGACGCGCUGCACCCCUGCGCGUUCUUCCUCUGCGAGCGGCUCCUGAAGGGCGGCGCCGACGCUGCCAACGUCGCGGCUGCGGAGAUGAACAUGGUCAAGGAGCUGAGGGAGCGGGCGACACAAGGAGACAGGCUGGCAUCAGAACUGGUCGCCAAUUGGACGGUGAAAGACACGGUGAGAUUCGCCGUCAAAGCCACCAGCGGGAGGAAGUAUCAGGAGAUUGGGGGCUCGCGGGGCUGGGAGUUGGGGCGCUUUGGUUUGGAAGGGCGUUUCGGCGGCGAGGAAGAUGACGUGAGCAGUGACGAAGAGGAAACGGGGAGUAACGGUUGGAGGGGCCAUGCGAGAUCCGGACGGAUGCACGAGAGCAGGGGAUGGCUAGCUACGAGCACGGGAGUCAUGAGUCGACACGUGGCACUCAGGGAGAGCAAGUCAGAGGCAGACUCUCUGCGAACAGGGAAUGCGAAGGGGCUCGAGACGCGGGAUAAGGAAACGGUGAGCUCGCAGUCGGCCAUCAGGAAAGGAUUCUUUGACCGCCCGCAGAAGAAGGCUAUAGAGCGCGAGGAGCCCCUUCUCAUGGAACAUUACCAUCCUUUCUCAGCACCCCCUCCGCCAGAAGAAGAGGAAGCCGACGACCCUUUCAAGAGGUUCCAAGAGGAAAGGCGCAACCUGCCGUCAGACGAUGAAGAGUACGAAGACACGGUGUCGGAAUGCAGCGAGGCAGCUGAGACGGCGUCCGUCGACACCGUUUGCUACUUGAUCGAGCUUUGUGAGCAGCCUGUAGAAGCAGAUGUGCCAGCAGAUGCCGAUCCGAAGGAUCAAGAUGCUCAGCUCCAAGGGCAGCAGUUACAGAUGUACGAAGUAGAUUGA